Molecule: messenger RNA, 324 nt
Organism: Lodderomyces orthopsilosis Co 90-125
Lineage: Eukaryota; Fungi; Ascomycota; Pichiomycetes; Serinales; Debaryomycetaceae
Gene: ECM15
Product: Ecm15p
Exons: 2
Coding region: 1-324 (107 amino acids)
Cellular component (GO): cytosol
Source: RefSeq, a predicted model, not a curated record
AUGACAGUCACUCUUCAUUGCUUAGCAGACGUGUGUCUCAUACCAAUUGGUACUGGUUCAGCCUCCGUUUCCGAUGAAGUAACAAUAAUCACCAAAUUGGCUCAAGAAUCCAACUUAGACACAACUUUACAUUCAGCAGGUACAACAAUUGCUGGUCCAUGGAAUGAAGUUAUGAAUUUGAUUGGAACAAUGCAUGAAGUGUUACACAAGAGAGGUGUUGCUCGUAUACAAAGUGAUAUUAGAGUUGGUACUAGAAUUGAUAAACAUCAAACACCUCAAGAUAAAAUCGACGUUGUUCAGCAAAAGUUGAAAAGUACUACUUAA